Messenger RNA from Aegilops tauschii subsp. strangulata, 849 nucleotides. RefSeq lists its product as uncharacterized. Gene Ontology annotation, molecular function: 4 iron, 4 sulfur cluster binding; quinone binding; NADH dehydrogenase (ubiquinone) activity. Gene Ontology annotation, biological process: aerobic respiration; electron transport coupled proton transport; mitochondrial respiratory chain complex I assembly. NCBI's taxonomy places the organism in Eukaryota, Viridiplantae, Streptophyta, Magnoliopsida, Poales, Poaceae. Gene Ontology annotation, cellular component: respiratory chain complex I. The record is from RefSeq and is a predicted model, not a curated record.
GUCCGACUGCCGAGAGAGAGACAGAGCUCGGAGAAGGCAACGCCCAAUCGCCCACGCUUCCACCUCCCCCUCCACGAGGCAAGGAAGGAAACCCUAGGCAACGACCAUGGCGCUGCUCCCGCGCACGGCCCGGCUGGCCCUCCUCUCCGCGUCGCCGCGGACGUACUCCGCCGCCGCCGCCGCGGGCGCCUCCCCGACCCCACCGGCGCCCUACGCGGGCGUGCCUCCGCCGGCGGCGGGGUCCAAGGCGGCCGAGUUCGUCGUCUCCAAGGUGGACGACCUCAUGAACUGGGCGCGAAGGGGCUCGAUCUGGCCCAUGACCUUCGGGCUCGCCUGCUGCGCCGUCGAGAUGAUGCACGCUGGCGCCGCCCGCUACGACUUCGACCGAUUCGGCGUCAUCUUCCGCCCGUCCCCGCGCCAGUCCGACUGCAUGAUUGUCGCCGGCACGCUCACCAACAAGAUGGCGCCCGCCCUCCGCAAGGUUUAUGAUCAGAUGCCCGAGCCACGUUGGGUCAUUUCGAUGGGCAGCUGUGCCAAUGGUGGUGGAUACUACCACUACUCCUACUCUGUUGUGCGCGGAUGCGACCGCAUUGUUCCUGUGGACAUCUACGUCCCUGGAUGCCCCCCAACUGCUGAGGCCCUACUGUACGGUGUUCUCCAGCUCCAGAAGAAGAUCAACAGGCGCAAGGAUUUCCUUCACUGGUGGACCAAGUGAAGCGCCGUUUGUUACUGUUCUGGCUUGUUAUAUUUGUUUUUGAUUCUACACUGAAAUAAGGACGUUGUGCUCGGACGUGCAAAACUUGCUGUUGUUUGUGCCUGGUUGGAUGUAUGCACGGGCUGUGCGGAUGA